AUUUGAUAAAUUUGUCCAAAUAAAUGCCGAAUCUUAAGGUACCAUCUUUAUCCUGUAUAUACUUACUAAAGACUAUCAAGAUCUUUCAAUUAUUCAAGAACUUCAAUAAUUUAGAAUUUCGUACACGUAUCAACGGCUUAUGCUAAUUGUAUUCAUAAUCCUAUUAAAGAGAUAUUUUAUGAUCCACCCAUGGAUGGGGACAAGUUGAUUGAUCUGAUGAAUUCUUUCGAUGAAAAAUAGCUCAACGCCAUUACACCGCGAUUACUUGGAAUAUGCCCGAAUACAUACGUGUACACGAAAUCAGCCGCUGAAGAUAUGAUACGGAAGCAUACUAAAUCGAUACCGAUUGAAAUCUUUCGUCCUGCAAUUGCAAUAUCAACGUAUCGAGAACCUUUUCCGGGAUGGAUCGACAACAUGAACGGACCAGUAGGAAUUAUUGCAGGCAUUUUAAUGGGAUUAAUGAGAACUCAUUAUUGUGAUGGGUCGUUAAAAAUAAACUUGGUACCCGAAGAUCUAACUAUAAAUGGUCUAAUUGCGAGUGCCUGGGACAUUGCAAAUAAUCAUCGCGAUGAUAUUCCCAUUUACAAUUACAUAUCUGAAGAUAAUGUAGGAACUGACUGAAGGAACAGACUGAAGGAAAUAUUUAAAUACGCACAAUUAAUACCGUCUAAGGAAGCAAUUUGUUACUCUUCUUUAAACAUAACGAAAUAUCUGCCCGUCUAUUUAUUCUACGUGUAUUUUCUACAUUUACUACCAGCUUUUAUAACUGAUACGAUCGCAUUGUGUUUAUAUGAACGGCCAAGAUUACUCUGAAUGUAUAAUAAAAUACACAAAAUGUCGGACAAUCUUUGUUAUUUUUCUACGACUGAAUGGAACUUAACAAAUGAAAGAUGGGACGAAUUGACGAAGAAUUUAAAGUCUGCGGA
Vespa crabro (European hornet) is the source of this 926-nucleotide messenger RNA. Its product is annotated as fatty acyl-CoA reductase wat-like. Gene Ontology annotation, cellular component: peroxisome. Gene Ontology annotation, biological process: long-chain fatty-acyl-CoA metabolic process. The record is from RefSeq and is a predicted model, not a curated record. Gene Ontology annotation, molecular function: alcohol-forming very long-chain fatty acyl-CoA reductase (NADP+) activity. Lineage: Eukaryota; Metazoa; Arthropoda; Insecta; Hymenoptera; Vespidae. Bases 316 to 621 code for a protein of 101 amino acids. The transcript has 5 exons.